AUGGAUCGGCAACCAGUAAGUACACGAGACACAGUACGAGUUGUAGGAAGUAUAUUGGAGCGUUAGGGGGAAGACUAAAGAGGCUCGCGGUGCGAGUGCGCGAAAUAUCUCUAAGUCCAAAAGGGGUCCGAGCGGCGCGCGGCUGGCUAGGCUGGGCGCGGGCUGGAGAUCAACCUAAGCAAGAGUGUAUGGAAUUCAACACAUCGAGUACUGCUCUCAUCACGGCAUUACCAGGCAACUCACGAUCCCUUACACCCCGGAGCAAAACGGCCGAGCCGAACGGACAAACCGCACAAUCAUCGAGGGGACGAUUGCCCUGCUCCAACACUCGGGACUGCCCAUGACACUCUGGCGCGAGGCCCUCCGGUACGUUGUUGACACCAAAAACCUCAGCCCGCACAGCGCCAUCGAUCACAAAAUCCCGGACACUAUCUGGUAUGGCAAACCUCCCAGCACAGCAAACCUGAGAGCAUUCGGCUGCCGCGCCUGGCACACCACCCCUCAACACAAGCGGGCAAAACUCGACCCCAAGGCCAAACCAUUCAUCUUCGUCGGCAUCGAAAACAAAACCAAGGCCUGGACGCUGUACGACCCAGAAACAAUUUCGUUCUUCCAGAGCUGCGACGUCAGAUUUGAUGAGAACAUCUUCCCCGCUCGAGAUGCCCCGACUGGCCUGUUGAAUUUCAUUCUACUACAAGCCUUCGAACACUUCAACAUUGGGCCGCCGUUUGUCAGGUCCGCCCAUUUUCAGCCUCGGCGCCUUCGCCUUCGCAGCCGAGUCACCCCCUGUCCGCCGCCUCCGCGCCAGCCUGUUCAACUCACGCUCGUGCGCCGCCACCUCCCACACCGGAACUUUGUCAAUCUACCACUCCUGUCCUUACCGAGCUGUUGCCUCCGCCUAGACACCGUCAGCUUGCCAUCACCACCCUCAUGUUUCAUCGGCCAUCCAGAGCAUCGCCCAUGCAUGACACCCGUAGCUCGCAACCUUUGACCUGUCGCCCAGGACUGCCCCGCUCGCCAACACUCGACCAUGGUAGAUGAGUUUCCCUUCGUGUUCGCUGUCCAACACAGCCCCUCUUUGGAGUUCGGUCUUCUAGUUUGCAUUGUGCCCGCCCAGUUGCCUUAGAUAGCCUGCGCGCCCCCCUUGCUAGAACCUCGCCCGACUCGCGCGCUCCAGCGCCUUUCUUCCUCUUCUCUACCGCUUCCCAACAUUAGCCAGACAGCUAAUCUUCGGUAGAGAACAGCCCGCACCGCGUCCGUCGUCUCAGACCACACCUGUGCCGCCUCACGACUUCUCCUGUCGACCGUCCGUUGCACUCUUGCCACUCGACGCUCGACCAGUAGCCCUAGCGGUCGCUACGCCCAAUUCCGAACACCUCUUCGGUCCACACUCUACAUGCUCCUCGCUCCCCGUGCCCCAACCCAAAGUGUCGCAAGAUGCAUUGGCUCAGGGACUGCCCCGACACUGCUUGGGCAGCCUCCUUCCGCGCGCGUCGUGCCACCGGUUCCGGCUCCGUGGAGCUCAACACGACCUCCGGUCGCGUCGCCGUCGCUGACAUUCUUCAUGUGCCCUCGUUGCCUUGCAACUUGUUGUCCGUUCGACACCUCGACCGCCUCGGCUUCACGGUCUCGUUCAGCUCCAACGUCGCCACCAUCCGCAACGCCGCCGGCACCGCUGUCGCCACCGCUUGGGCCAUCGCAAACGACCUGUACACUCUGGACCUCGCCGCUGCACCUUGUACGCCCCACGCUCUGCUUGCUUCGCCCUCCCAGGUGUCCUUGCUUACCCUCCACAACCGCCUCGCGCACCUCCCUGUCCUCCUUCUCAAGAGAAUCGUUCAGAAAGGGAUGGUUACCGGUGUGGCGUGGGAUUACUCGGACGAGGAGUGUAGAACCUUCAAUUGCAAUGCAUGUCUCGCUUCCAAAGUGCAUGCCCUCCCAUUCGCUCGCUCCAAGUUGAUUGCCUUGCAGCGCCUCGGCCUGAUCCAUGUUGACCUUGCCCAAAUGCCACACGUUAGCUUCGGUGGUCAUCGCUACAUGCUUGUGAUCGUCGACGACCACACCCGAAAGCACUGGUGCAUCCUCCUUGCCCGCAAGAGCGACACCUUCCCGCGCCUUCGCGAUUGGAUUCUUGAGGUUGAGCGAGCGACUGGCGACAGCGUCAAGACCAUUCGCUCCGACAACGGCGGUGAAUUCACGCUGCGCAGUUUCGUCGAUUUCUGCUGCAGCAAGGGCAUUCGUCGAGAACUCACGAUACCCUACACGCCACAGCAAAACGGACGGGUUGAGCGCCCCAACCGCACCAUCAAGGAGGGCAUCCUUGCCCUUGCCUACUCGGCCGGUGUCGACUCGCGACUCUGGGGUGAAGCGGCCAUGUACUUUGUCCGAUGCAAGAACAUGACACCCCAUGCCGGCGUCAGUGGCGAAAUCCCCGACGCUCGUUGGUAUGGUUACGCACCGGAUGUUUCCUCUCUUCGCACCUUUGGCUGCCGUGCCUGGCAUUGCCUUCCUUCGGCGUCCUGCUCUGCUCUCGACCCUAAGGCCAUGCCUCUCAUCUUCGUUGGCCUCGACGACCAUUCGAAGGCUUACCGCCUGUUCAAUCCGGCGACUCGCAAGGUGCUCCUCAGCCGGAACAUCCUUUUCCAUGAAUCCGAGUUCCCCACCUCGACACAAAUUCCCGCCUCGUUCUCUCCGGCCAAUCCUCUCCCGGAUGUUGUUGCGUUACGCCCUGACCAGGCUGACCUCCCCCAGCCACUGCUCGCUGUCCCCCCCCCCCCGCUCCCCUGCGCCUCGCGCUGAGCAGCUUACCCCCGCACCUGAUGCCUCUGACCAAGGCUCGCCGGCCCUUGCUCGUAAUGUCCCUGACCAGGAAUUGCCCACACCCUUCGCCUCUGACCAAGGCAGCCCCGACUCGGCACUUUCUACGCCUUGUCCCUCUCCUCUACUCCAGCCCAGCUCCUACGAUUUCUCCGCCCUGUGCCUUGCCCCGGAGUUCUCUGAUGAUGUCGAUGACGCCCUUCACUCGCCUGCGCCUGUGUGCUACCUUGCAGAUGCUGCUGCCGCCCUCCUCGAUACUUCUUCCGUCGACCCCGCGGAGCUCGUUGCGCCUGCACGCGACCCUCCCCACUGGCGUGCUGCCAUGGCCUCGCCCCAGGCGGACAAGUGGCGUCUUGCGGCUCGUGAUGAAUUUGACUCACUCUCUCGUGAUUUCUCCGCUUUCACGCCCAUCGACCAAUCACUUGUCCCCGACGACGCCAAAAUCAUUGGCUCUCGCUUCGUCUUUCGCACCAAACGCGACCAGUUCGGGAAGAUCAAGUCUUACAAAGGCCGCCUUGUCGCCCGCGGCGAUUCCCUGCGAUCUGGUAUCGAUUUCGACGAGACUUUUGCGCCCGUUGCCAAGUUGACUUCGAUCCGUGCUCUGCUGACCCUGUCUGCUGCCCGAGGCUAUCACGUUCACCAGGCCGACAUCGACAAAGUGUACCUUCAUGGAAAGCUCGACAAGCCUUUGUACAUGCGUGUCCCCGAGGGCAUCGCCCUGCCCAGUAAAGUUCUCCAAUUGCACCGUUCCCUCUACGGCUUACGCCAGGCUGGUCGCAUCUGGAACGACGAAAUUGACUCUACCCUCCUUGGGUUGGGUUACGUCACCACUGAGUCCGACCAUUGCGUCUACAUCAAAACUGUUGGGGACGUGCACCACUACAUCGCGCUUUACGUCGACGACCUCCUCAUGAUUGGCCCCUCCCUACCCGAAAUUGAGCGUACCCUCCAGGGCCUUGAACGAUGUUACGGUGUCAAGCGCCUUGGUGAAGCGGAAUACAUCCUUGGCAUCCAGAUACGGCGUUCCUCCGACGGCUCGAUCACGCUAAGCCAGGAGCAGUACCUCAAGGACAUCCUCACUCGUUUUGGCAUGUCGAACGCCCACCCGGUUGCCACCCCGAUGAAAUCCGACCUCCACCUUGAGAUUGAGAUCAACCCUGCCCCGUUUGCGGACCGCACCCGCUGUCUUCAGGCCAUUGGCUCGCUCAUGUACGCAUCCACUGGCACUCGCCCCGAUCUGGCCUACGCUGUCGGUUACUUGGCUCGAUUCUCCCAGUCUCCAUCCGAAGCUGCCUGGGGUGCUGUCAAGCACGCUUUCCGUUACCUCGCUGGAACGCUCUCGCACGGCCUGCGCUAUUCCCGCGGCGACCCUGCUCCCAUGAUUGGCUACUCUGAUUGCAACUGGGGUGCCUGUGUGCUCUCCUCCAAGUUGACCAUUGGCUACGCGUUCCUCUAUGCCGGUGGCGCCAUCUCGUGGUCCUCGCGCCUCCAGUCUCGCGUGGCAGACUCCACUUGCGACACCGAAUACCUGGCUCUCUCGCAUGCCGGCAAGGAAGCCAUUUUCCUGCGUCAACUGUUUGGUGAGCUGGGUCUCCCCUCUUCUGCUCCGACUCUAGUACUUGGCGACAAUCAAGGCGCCAACGCCCUCACUAAGAACCCGGUUUUCCACGCCCGCACCCGCCACAUCCGACUUUGUGAGCACUUUGUCCGGGACAUGGUCGCCCUUGGUGAUAUCGCGGUCCAGUACAUCAACACCGCCGACAUCUUCACCAAGGCUCUAGCCCGCGACCUCUUUGCGCGUCACCGCGGCCGCCUUGGCAUCUGUUCUCCCUGA
Molecule: messenger RNA, 4651 nt
Organism: Microbotryum saponariae
Lineage: Eukaryota; Fungi; Basidiomycota; Microbotryomycetes; Microbotryales; Microbotryaceae
Source: the annotation of a GenBank genome assembly